UCUUAAAACCUUUUUCAAAGUUUCCGAAAUAAUAUUUCCAAAAAGCAAUCUCGUUUCAAGAGUCAAACCAACCAAGAAAAUUUGCAGAAAGCAUGGCAAUGUCUAGUAGAAAGUUGGGGAACGAAUAUUCUGAGGAAUUUCAACGCGAACUUUCAUGGAUUUGGAAAAUGUUGGAGAAUAGAAAUGUGACGGAAAUCUCAGCCAAAGAGGUCAUCCCACUCGACUUGUCACCCGUGAAGAACUCGUCGGAGGAUUCUUCAAAUGGAUCGCCAUCUCCACCCGCAGCAGAAUCCUCGUCAUCGUUCCAACCUAUUUUUUUCACUGGUUCAACCCCAUUUCCGGCAGUAGCUCCUUCUUCUCCUCAGAAAUUCAACCCCAUCGUCGGCACGUCGGUCAAAUUUUCGCCAUCGCCAGCUCCGAGCUCAUCUGGGUUCCGCCCACUGCCAAUAAACAUUCUGCCGGACACGAGCAAUUUAUGGGAAACGGAAAAAUCCAAUUUGCUGAGCAAUUAUGUUGGACGCGUGGACAGACCGGUCCCGAUCUACACUCACCCGGCCGUCGUGGGAGAGCGGACUUUUGAGAAAAUCGUCCCCCAGACCAAUUACGUCCUCCAAAAGGCAGAUGGUCGCCCAAACAUUGACAAGGAAGAGGUUUAUUUCUAUUUACUCCCGGACAAAUCUCAAUCAGUGAGCGCAGAUGAAUCGACCGCAGCCAAGAACACGAUGCUGAAAGUAUGCGGAAAAAUCACUCACGCCUCUGGACAAAGCAGUUCCGUCGAGAUGCAAAAGUUGGACCACAGCCCCGGAUUUCUUUGCUCCUUCGUCCCACCUUUUCCUGGAAAAUACUCUGCCAACCUUUUCCACUGCCCGAACGGCAUUGUUGAAGAUGUUGACAGCAAACAACUCUGCCCUGCCAUCCAGUUGGACGUAUCAAGGAAUUAUUCUUCGGAUGCUCGUACCCCGUCCAUCCCGAUGAUUCGGCUGGGCAACAAUGGCGACAAGUAUUGGGGCAUCUCCGUUGACCACUAUGCAGAUCGGUUGUACGUAACGGAUCGCGAUCAAAGCGACGUAAUCGUCAUCGAUUCGACCACAAGCAAAAUAAUCAAACGUUUCGGUGGGCGUCAGUCCAGCCUUGGAUUUCACGACGGUCAAUUAUACCGACCAAGCGGGAUUUCGGUUGAUCAUGUCAACAAACGACUUCUCGUCUGCGACAAGGAUCACCACCACAUCUGCAUCUACUCGAUGGACGGACUAUUCGUAUCCUCAUUUGGCACGAAAGGUUACGGUCCUGGAGAAUUCACCUACCCGUGGGAUGUCGAUGCUUCUUCUGACGGGAAGAUGAUUGCAGUUUCGGAUUCGCAAAAUCACAGGGUCCAAGUAUUUGAUCGUUUUGGAAAUUAUUUAGCGAAGUUUUCCGUUUUCGAAAAAAAUCCCUACGGGUACAAAAAGUUGUUUGAAUAUCCGCGUGGAGUUGCCUUCAGCAAAGAUGGUCGCUACAUCUUUGCCACGGACUUUAACACGAGUAGCAUUAUGCGAAUCGAGGUGGCUUCAGGGGAGCUUAAAACGAUGGGAAGGCAGGGAUCGAAGUGUCGUUUGCAAGGCGUGACCGUGGACGAAAUGGGAAAUAUUCUGACCUGCGACUCUCGUCACGAUUGCCUUCGCGUCAGCUCGGAGGACGGAACUCUGCUCCAUACUCUGCGCCACGUGGGAAAAAAUCGACUCGGCGUUCCUGUCGACGCCUGCAUCACGAGAGAUGGACACGUCGCCACGCUCACUUUGAAAGGAGAAAUUUAUUUUAUUUAGAACAUUUUAGUGUUUCAGAAAAUUGAUGUCAUAUUGCUCGAUUGUUUCAGUUCCUGUGCAAUUAUUAUGUGAUUGUAUUUAGUACAAAUUUAAGUGAUAUUUUGUAUUUAUCAUGAUGGAAGUCUUUUAGACCGUAAUAUUAGUUUGCUAUCUUGUAAAAGAUAUAUUAUAAAUCGAUGUGAUGCAUAAUACAUA
Folsomia candida is the source of this 1997-nucleotide messenger RNA. Its product is annotated as E3 ubiquitin-protein ligase TRIM71. Gene Ontology annotation, molecular function: protein binding; ubiquitin protein ligase activity. The coding region runs from base 93 to 1802 and encodes 569 amino acids. Lineage: Eukaryota; Metazoa; Arthropoda; Collembola; Entomobryomorpha; Isotomidae. Gene Ontology annotation, biological process: protein polyubiquitination; proteasome-mediated ubiquitin-dependent protein catabolic process. The record is from RefSeq and is a predicted model, not a curated record. The transcript is spliced from 6 exons.